Messenger RNA from Lymnaea stagnalis (great pond snail), 9112 nucleotides. The record is from the annotation of a GenBank genome assembly. NCBI's taxonomy places the organism in Eukaryota, Metazoa, Mollusca, Gastropoda, Lymnaeidae.
CUCGUUACUGAAUACUGAUUUCGCACUUAACAGUAGCACAUUUUAGAAGACAAAAAAUUGUACAUUGCCAUAAAAAAGUAUUAUUAACCAAAGAUUUAUACUUCAUCCUUACCAUUUUGUUAUUUAGAUUUUGUGACUUUAAGCUCAUCCAACGCGUAAAAAAAAAAAGUAUCGACAAGUGUCAAGUUAGUCAAAGAAGCAAAUUGUAAGUUAAGAGUAGUGUCUAAGUCUAGUUUUCUAGCCUAAAUUCUAAUGUCACGACACCAUUCCCUAUGCCUACAAUCACACUUCAAACAACAAUCUACUAACAAAGUUAUAACUACUAUACAAGGUUAACAACAACAAGGUCAUGACUGGAGGCAGUGGAGCAGCAAUGAAGUCAUAUUCAUAUUAACUAGGCGUAGGCUAAUUUAAUCAGCCACACAACCCUUAACCCUUAGAAAAAGAAAAGCAAACUAUUUUAAAUAGCCCAUUUAUAUUAUAGUACAUACUGUCUAUACCAGUGGUUCUCAACUUUCCUAAUACUGUGGCCCUUUAAUACAGCUUUUCAUGUUGUGGUGAUCCCCAACCUCUAAAUAAUUUAUGUUGCUGCUAAACAUAACUGUAGAGUGAAUGUGUUUUCCGAUGGUCUUAGGCGACCCUUGUGAAAGGGCCGUUCACCAAAGGGGUCGCCACCCACAGGUUGAGAACUGCUGCUCUGUACUGAUAUACUAUAGAUAAUAUCUAUGUUCUAUAUGUACUGCAUGGCAUAUCAUAUAAUUAUAAUUAAUUUUGCUAUUAUAUUUAUAUACAGUUUUGCCAUGUGUCAUGAUUUGUUAUGACAAUUCCUCACAAGAUCAUAGUAUCAAUAAUAAUUGUAUCAUUAUUAAUUCAUGAGUACCACCCUAUUUAUUGUGCCCUACAUGAGUGAAGAAGAAAGAUUCUAGUCUUACUAUACUACUAUACUAUAACUAUAGUCUAUAGUAUACUUAUAGACCUAGUAUAGUGUUUAGGUCUUUUUAUAUUAUAUUACUUCUGACACAUAAGGAUCUGUGAGAACCAACUGUCAACAUGACAAUUAUUACUUAAACUCAACCUAUAAAGUUCUUGAGAAUCAGUUGAAUCAAAUAUAUUUUUUUGUAUUUCUGACCUAUUAGUCUUAUUUUUCAUGUCAUGAAUAGAGCUGUAAAAAAUUGGAAAAACAUCUGCCCAGGCAUCCCUCAACCCACGUAGAAGAUAAUCAGGUACCCAGCCACGCAAACAAGUUUUAAUGAAAUAUAGGGAGAUACUAAACUAAUACUAUGAUUCAUAUAUAAUAUAUCUUCAACUAUUAGAUCAUCACCAUUACUUUAUACAUUGAUUUCAAUAAAUUCUACAGUGAUCUGUGUGAUUGUUUCAUAAUUAAUCUAAACUUGCUGGUCUAAUAAACUUAGCAUUUUGUGGCGUUUACUAUGAGUUUGGAAAGACAAGCUGAACUUUGAGCGCUCUUAACUUUUUAAUGAAAGAAGAUAUGGAAACAUGCAAAUUUACUAUAAAAGGGCAUAAUUCGGCAAAAGCAGCAGUAAAUUUUAGCAGAUGAAUUUAUGGUAGUUUACUUGCAAGAUGCUCAGAACGAGCAUCAUGUGUGAUUUGUCUGACACACCAACGCCUGGCAUAGUAGCCGCCAGCCGAUAGUGGCAAUGAGGUGACAGCAGGCGCUAAUGGUAGUAGCGGGCUAAAAUAACAAAAUAGUUAUUUAAAACUUUAUUGUUUGAAUGAUUUUAAAAAUAGUUAAGUAAAAUCUGGUACCUGAGCUUUGUCCAAGCAUUUAUCCUCUAGUGGGGACUCGAGUACUUGUUGACAGCCCUAGUUAUAAAAUAAUUAUAAUUUAUUUUUCUCUAAAAAAAUGAGAUUUUGAUUUUAUGUUUGCUAUAAAUGUGCUUUCUUAAUUUCAGAUUGUAUACUUCUGCUGUAAACUUUAAAUAAUGAGUCUUAAUUUGAAAGUAGCCCAGGGAAUUCUGAAGCCAGAAAUAUUUCAUUCUUACAUACGAGCAUGUCAGCAAAUGUUAUCAAUUAAUCAGUCGAGCAGAAGGAGACUUUACUCACAAAUUCCUAGCAGCCAAUCCGAUGUUAGUGAAGAAAGUGAGGAUUUCUUUGGCAUACCAAAGAACUACAAAUUGCAACAUAUCCGAAAGAAUGAAAUAUUGUCUUCAACUCUAAAAAUUAAAGCUGAAGGUGAACAUUCAACAGAUUCAACUGUGAAUAAAGUUGAUGACCAGGAUGCUACAAAUGAAAAAACAAAUGUGGAUUCACAGAUGAAACCUCUGUCUAGAAAGGCAAGGAGACGCUUACAAAAAAACAUACAGGGAUCAGAAGUUGCAACUACAUUUGGAAUAAUGGCAUUUGAUAAACAAGCUGGCGACAAAUUACCUUUAAAUGCUGAAGAUCUAACUCGGAGGGCAAAAGAUGUGCUUCAGAGCACGUACUUGCUCCCUUCACAUUCUUCUCUCAGAUUAAGCAAGAAGAAUACUCCACAUGAGCAGGAAGUGAGCAAUCGUCCACCGUCACAAUUUCAAUCUAAGAAGGAUGUUAAACUAAAGCGGUCUCAGUCACCAUCAAGUACUCUCAGUGAGGAUUUAAAUGCCUUUGAUGAGAACUUUUCCCCUGGAGGUGCUGAGAACUUUUUCCCUGGAGGUAGUGUGAAAGAAACAUUUAUCUCAUCGAUCAGCACCAAUAUAACUUUAAAUAAGCCUGCGCACAACCUUUUUGAAGAACAGUAUUUUGGAACAGAGACUACCGACAUCCCUACGAGGGCUGAAAAAAUAACUGCAGCUCCAACUCCAAACAGGGGAGAAUCUUUGACAUGUUUGAAUGAUUCCCAUAAUGUUAGUCUUACAAAUUUGAAGUCAUCCAAUCCUAACGAAGCCAGUUCAUCAUCACAUAAUCUGUUUGAGGAGCAAUACUUCGGAGCGAACAUCGGGCCUGCGGAGGUUUCAUCAGUUGAAGCUCCAAAAUUCAGAUCUGAAGCUGAUAAUAGUAAUCAAAACAGCAAGCCUGAAGAUGGAGGUGAUUUCAUAAUGGACUCUGGUUUUAAUGAAGUAGAUAAGCAAUAUUUUAUAGGAAGAUCAGAAAAUGGUAAUUCACUUCAGUCACCUUCAUUACAUGAAGUUAUCAAAGUUUAUGCAGGUAGCACAGAUAAAGUGAUACCAAUGUCUAAUCCCAAAAUUGUUAGUUCAAAAGGUACAAGCACUAAAAUCGCAGAAACAAAAUCUUAUUCAGAAGAAAUUGAAAGGAUACCGAAUCUUCAUGAAAAGGCUCCAGCACUUGCUGAAUCAGUUGAAGGAGGGCUUUCAAACACAGAACCCACCAUCAAAUCAAUAGAAGUGCACAGGAGUGAUGAUUUUGUGAAAAAGUGGAGAGGGAAGAGAAGAACCGUGCCGGCAGCCCAGCAGGAGGAAAAAGAAACCCAGCUGGCUUAUGAUGUGGCUAUGAAAAUAAGAGAAGCUCUCAAGGGCAAUGUUAAAGACUCUAAGGAAAAGGAAGGUGUUGCACAAUUUUUGGCUGCAGCAGCAUCAGCAACGACAGAAUCAGAAAGUGAGUUUUUUUGUUAUUUUUUACACUUUGUUGUUAAUCAGGAGCUUUUGUCUAUUAUGUAAGAUUUAUAAGUUAUAGUGAUAUCAAAGUAUUUAAGUCAGCCAGAGGAAGAUUUAUGAACAAUAUAAUCCUUAGCAGUUUAAAGAUCACAUCAGCUUUUGUGUGACUUGUACAGUUUGAUCAAAUUAACUGGCACGCUCAUCUAAAGUCUGAGCGUCACAUUCGUUUACCCUUGCUCAACGUUGACCAGAUAUCAGCCCUCCAAGAUUUUUGUUGAGUUUAAAGCAGCAACAGGAAUCCAUUUUAUACUAGCAUCACCCUUGAAUGAGAAUAAUGUAUUAAAUUUAAAGGAUUUAAAAAAAAGAUUUUUUUUUUAAUAUCUUUUUUUUUUUUACAGUAAAAGAUGAUCAAGACAAGAAAUACUAUGGCCAGGGGAAAAAAUUAGAUAGUAAAGGAUUUAGGAUAUUAGAUCCUGUGGUAUUUGACUUGGAAAAGAUGCCAUCAGCUGACAUUAUCAGAAUGUUGAAAGGGAGAAUAUUAUUUGACCAUGGUAGGUUAACUAUUUACAUUACUUAAGAGAUACUAUAGUUUUUUUUAAAGCCACAUAUGAGUCUCAAUGUUCAUUUGAAUGGAGCAGCAACUGCAUAUUUUUUAAUAAUGUUUUUGCUUAUUACCCUUUUAAAAAUGAUCAAAUCUCAUCUUACGUUUUUAAAAUUCUUACUAUUAAAUAAUUUUCUCUGAGAAGUUUACCAUGCUAUUUUUGGUUAUUUCAUGAGGUUCAUUCACCUUUUGCACAUUGAGCUAAAUUUAAUCCAAUAUAACUGCAAUAUAAUAUUUAAUUUAAAAGUUUUCAAUUUGUCUCCUUUUAUAGAGCUAAAUUUAAUCAAAUAUAACUGCAAUAUAAUAUUUAAUUUAAAAGUUUUCAAUUUGUCUCCUUUUCUAGAGGAUUUCUUAGCCAUUGACAAACCUUAUGGACUUCCAUCUAUCAGUGAGUUAACAAUAUCUGUCUGAAAGUUAAUACAUUUUUCAUUACAUAAUUAUUUGAAUAAUUUCAUGGUUUUCAUUACCAAUGAAAUAAAUUCACAUUGAAACUGUGCCAAAUAUAGAUAAACAAUUAGGCUUUUUUUUUUUGACAUGGUGAUUCCAAAUAAAAACAAGGAGGCUUCUUUUACAGGCCCAUGUCCAGUUGCUAUGUAAUUGGUUAUUUGAUCAUGUGGCAUUCAUAUAACUUUAUCUCCAUGGUUACAUUUCAAAAGUUAAUACAUUUUUCAUUACAUAAUUAUUUGAAUAAUUUCAUGGUUUUCAUUACCAAUGAAAUAAAUUCACAUUGAAACUGUGCCAAAUAUAGAUAAACAAUUAGGCUUUUUUUUUUUUUUGACAUGGUGAUUCCAAAUAAAAACAAGGAGGCUUCUUUUACAGGCCCAUGUCCAGUUGCUAUGUAAUUGGUUAUUUGAUCAUGUGGCAUUCAGAUAACUUUAGCUCCAUGGUUACAUUUCAGGUCAGCGCAAUGACAGAGUCAGUGUUUGUGAACUGUUGCCUUCUUUUGCUGAAACUUUGCCAAAAAGUUUUAAAGUUAGCAGCUUGCACCUUGUUCAGGGACUGGACCGUGACGUCACCGGUGCUGUCAUUCUGGCCAAGUGAGUUCAUAGCGAGUUUUGAUUCCUUAGAGCGUAGAGACUCUUUCAGAUGUUGGGGUUCAACAUGAUUUCAACCGUUCCCCUACCUCUAGUGUGGUUUAUUUGGAUGGCAACGAUGUAGAAUUACUGAUCUGAAGAACCCAUUCACCGUUUCAUGCAAACACUUUUUUCAGUUGUAUAAUUGAGUAGUUCUUCAACACUUUUCAUCUUAGGGGAUCACUAGAGCUAAUUAUCAUUAACAUUCCACAACACAUAUUUCAAGUUUAGAAAAAAAAUAUAGGCUGUUUGGGUGUCAAGCAGUAUCAAAGCAAAUUAUAAUCACUAAAGCUUAAAGAUUUAAUGUUGAGUUCCUCCAAUAACCUUUUUUUUUUUUAAAAAAGCAUUUUCGCUUAUAUAAGACGCAUCUUGUACAAGGUUUGUUUACAUCCGUCGGGUGAUGAAACUUUGGACAAAUUUUCAUUUAUUAUAAAGGAAAGGAAAUCCCUGGAUAUAAAUUGCUCAGUGUGGCAGAUGGCUUGGCCAUGUUCAUCUAAUGAAAUUUUUGUUUUCACAAAUUUUCAAAGCCAGUGUCUAAUAUAGUGAUGCGUCUUAUGUAAAAUAUUUUUUACACAAAUCAUUAAAAACCCAGGUCUUAUAUGCGUGAAAAUACAUAACUUCAAUUUUUAUUAUUUUAUAUCAAAAUAUUGCAACACACGCAUUAGUUGAAAACAGCUGGUUGUUAUUUUUUGUUGCUCUUGAUUUAAAGAAAUCCUGAGGUGGCUGCUUUGCUAAGGGGGAUGUACAACGACAGUGAACAAAUAAUACAGAGGUUCUGGGCUAUUACUAAAGGCGUACCAAGUCUACCAACUGGACUUAUAGACAUCCCUGUCGGUGAAGGCAAGGUUGGGGAUAUUUAUAAGGUAAAUGAAUGUAGAAGACAUUUAAAUUAAAUAACUGCUCUUUUUGGUGCUGCAGUAAGUACCUCUCAUCAAGCUGUGAACAGAACAGCGUAGCAUAAGUUAAUUAUUUGUCGUGGCGAUAAUUUUGUUAUGCUAUUGUUAAAAAAUUUGAUUAGAAAAUGUACUUUCUGUGAACAGUUUUGCAGUAUUUAUACUGAAAUUUUAUUGCCAAUAUUAAUCUCAUGGAUCAAUUGUUUAAUUUAACGUUUAAAUAUGAUAAUAUAAGAUAUAUAGGUUCAAAUUUCAUGCAAUGCUAAUCUUAUGUUUAAUCUGGAUAUUUGAAUUGACAUUGAUAUUUAAUGCAACAGUUUAUACAUUUCUACAAUACAUGUAUCAUCAGGAAUUAUGGAGCCUUAAAAAUUAGAGAAAAGGUUUGAGAAAUCAUAGAAAAAUGUGUUAUAAUUUCAGCAGCCUUUAAUAAUAACCCUUAACUUAAUAGUUUUAUAUUAUUAUAUCCCCCAAAAAAUCAUGAAAUAUCAAAGAUAAUUAUUAGUCUUGUUUCCAGCUGCCCUAACAACUUUCAAGGAUGUCAUUGUUAGUGAUUUUCAAUGUCUUCUGUAAAAGUGCCUGGUGCCAUGAAUAAUUGAAUUCACCAUGGCAGUCAUUACGUUGGAUAUAUAACAGUUUACUAUGAAUUAAUUUGUAUCUCUUCCAGAUGAUGUUGCGGCCAAGAUAUUCAAAAGAGCAGAAGAUUUUGGCCCAUACAAGCAAGGCUCCCAGUAAAAAAGCCGUCACAGAGUAUAAAAUCUUGAGCCAAAACCUCCAAGCAGCUCUCCUUGAGUGCACACUUCAUACAAGUAAGGAACUAUUACAUUUAAACAAAAUUUCUGUAACUCUUCAACCGAUAAAAAAAGUUAGCUAUAUUUUCCAAACCUUUUUAAAAAGAAAUAUGUUAAUAUAAUUGGUGAAGCUAUUUUUAAAAAUUAUUCUCUCUCUCUCUCUCUCUCUCUUUAUGUAUGUAUAUAUAUACACACACACACACACACUAUACUACUUUACAUCAAUUUAAAUAUUGAAAAAGAAAUGAAAAAGAUACAUAUCUGAUUAAAGUUAAAUGUUAGUUGAGAUAUUUACAUAUAGCCUAUACUGGAAAGCUGCACAGCUCAUCGUUGAGUUAUGUUAUAAUAUUGUUAUUGUCAUCAUACCCUUAGACCUUUAGGUUUGUAGCCAUGUGUCACAUAUAUUUUAAAUAUGUUAUGGGGAAGAUUGUUCACUGCACACUCAAAACACCAAAUGUUAACAGUCGCUAAAAGAAAAAUUACCAAUGCACUUUGUGUGCAUUAGACAAAACCUAUGACCACUGAGUGGACUUUAAGUUUGGUGUGAAACAAAAGUCAAAAGUUUUUGCAAGAGCUGAGGAGCAUUAGGAUAUUUGGCAGUGGAUAAAGCUAAUUGUGUCCCCCAAAAAAUAGAUAAUAAUGUAGAUGCUGGCAGCACUAAGAAACUACUAGCAUUGGGCAAGAAUUUUCUCAAAGAAAUGGAUUUAUCUACAAAUUGUAUCUCUUUUUUUCCCCAUUGUUCAAAUUUUAAUCAUUUCAUUUUCAACCCUCAAAUAUUAUUGUAAUGUUUAUGUAGAAAAAAAGUAUGCCUUUUUUGCAGAUAACAUCAAACAUCAGAUCAGACUUCACUUAGCCAGUGGACUCAACACACCAAUACUUGGAGAUCACAAAUACUCUCACUUUGAUACACUUGCUCCACAGGUAAGAAGGGACAGAUCCUUGUUGAUACCUACAUGCAAUCAAUAUAUUAUAUUUGUACCUGUUUAGUUGACAAUAUUUAGAUAUUAAAAUUGGCUAGUAUUUAAUUUUUAAAACCAAUAUGAAAUUGUCUUAUUUGCAAACCUUUAAUUGAUAUGGAAUCUAUUAAGAGGCUUUUUGUUCACUUGCAAUUAUUUUGGUAUCAUGUUUAUUAAGCAGUUUUCACUUUGAUUUUUAUAAGCUUACUGUUCUCUUUAUUUAUUUAUUUAUUGCAGAUGUAAGAGAGUUUAUAUAACUUGCAAAAACACAUAUGUUAUCUUCCAUAAAUUAACGAUAACGUGGAGACAUAUAUUGGCAGAGAGAGUGCAUAACAAAAUGAAAAUGUUUCUAUUUUUUCCAGAGGUUACAUAAAGAAAUGUUGGAAAGGUUAAAAAUUCGUCAAGCAAAAGUGCGUCACCUGGCUCUACAUCUGUACUGCAAAUCUGUUGUUUUAACCAACUACAAAGGACGCAUGAUUUUCCUGACGACUCGGCCUCCUGAACACUUUAAAAAUAGCUUAAAUGCAUUGAAGCUAUACGUUCAAAAAUGAUACUUUUAAUUAACGAAUAAUGAAGAGUGGAUAAUGACAAAUCAACAUGUGAACAUAAAAAAUAUGUGAUUUAAACAUUUAACUAGAUCCUCUCAUUAUUAGUAAUCUCUGUUAUUGUUAUCUGGAAAUCUAACCAUAAUGGAGUAAAUUAAUAAAUAGAUUUAUUUUCAAAGUCUCUGAAUUCUUUGACUUAGGUUAUUUUUUUAAUAAUAUUUAUUAAAGAUUGUCUUCCCUUUUAGCUAUUUUAAAACCCCCAACUAGACAUGUUAAAGUUUUGACUAUAAGUAAGAAAAAGUUUGGACAAAAUUACAAGUUUUUAUUCAUGGAUUAAAUGUUCAUGGAUUAAACUUGAAAAUUAAAUAACCUUGUUGAUCUGGAAUGUGUCAAAAAUAUUUUUCUGUUAUUAAGGUAUCCCAUUUUUUUUUUUUAAAAUGCAUAAUCCACAACCCUGGUAAUUUUAUGUCUUCCCCUUGUUAAAACCAUAGUAAGGGCUCAAGGCAAAAAAACAUUGAUGUCAGGUUUGCACAGUUUGGAGAAAAAUUAAAAAUAAAGUUUGAAGACUCUUCAGGCAAAUAUAAAAAUGUCACAAUAUUGGUCAACAGCAAGAAUAGCCAUAUCUAAUUAAUAUUUAACACCAGAGUAGUGAAUUUGUUUUUAAGAAUUGUAGAAUUAAAAUAAAAAAUAAAUUUUAAACAAUGA